GCAGGUUCAUUCAUCUGGCGCAAAACGAAGCGCGUACGCCGCAGCAUAUAUAAAUAAGUAUUUAUACCUCUUCUGUGCUUGUGGUUUUGAGCGUUGCACUUUCGGAUCUCCCUCUCCCCCUCUCUGGCGGCGUUCGAUCGCGCGUGCAAUUAGUGGCGCUCCGUAGCGUUUUAUCAGUGAGUUUUAUUUUUCUUCUUGUAGCGGUAGCACGUAGCAUAGGGAGCGAUCUCACGCAAGUUUUUUUUCUCUUUUUUUUUCUUCCGGCUUCAACUGUCGCAAGGGACGCAACGCACCGACGCCAAGUACUGCGUUCGCGUAGCUCUGCUGCCUUUCUUCUUCUCAUUCCAGGAAAGCAGGAUAGCCACAGCGGCAACACACGCUUCAAAAAGGAACACGUUUUACUUUCGGGGCUCUGCCGUUUUCUCGGUCUAACAGCCGCGCUCUCUUCCUCCCCCACCACCCACACCCACUUAGUAGCUUCCUUUUUCUCCUAUCUCUCCAGCUUUAUCACCGAGGAAGAAAAGGCCACCAUGCUGCGGCGCUGCUGCAUCGUCCGCAGCGGACAUGGCGAUCUCUUCCCCACGAGCAAGGCCGCCGCCCACCUCAAUCUACCUUUCGUGAUGGGCCGCGAGGUGCCUCCUCCACCCGGAAAGGACCGCUGCUACGCCGAGUUCUGCACGCCGGAGGUGCAUCGCAAGUUUCAAACAAAUGCGCCGGAGGUGCACGCGGUGAAAGCCGUUUCGACACGCAGUCCUUUUAAGAAGGAGCUGCACCACUGCGCGACGGAGCGGCCCUCCGAGGCGUCGAUCGAGGCUACCCUGGCCGGUGUGAGCGGCGCCUUAAACCACCACCACACGAAGACGAACGAGACGCCGAUGGCCCGCGCGAACAUCGCGGCGAAGCUCGCGGCGGAGCGGCAUGCAAAGACGCGUGACUUCAUGGAGCACAAACGUACCCCGCGCGAACGCAGCGCCAAGUACGCCGGGGAAAACGCCAUCGAGUACCCGGCCGCGCAGUUCUUCGUGGAGGAGCGGGUGAACCGACUGCGCAAGAUGGAGAAUACGAACCCCAGCGGUUUUGUGCGGGAGUACAUGCUGUGGGAGCCGAAACCGCCGCCGCCACCGCCGCCGAAGAAGUAA
Leptomonas pyrrhocoris is the source of this 1139-nucleotide messenger RNA. RefSeq lists its product as hypothetical. Lineage: Eukaryota; Euglenozoa; Kinetoplastea; Trypanosomatida; Trypanosomatidae. The transcript has a single exon. Bases 531 to 1139 code for a protein of 202 amino acids. The record is from RefSeq and is a predicted model, not a curated record.